UCACCAAAUUCUCUACUGCUCUCUAAGUUUACUGAUCAAAUCAGCGAAAGAAAACAAGACUUAAAUCUCUCUUUAUCUCUAUUCAAACAUGUUGGUCUACCAGGAUAUUCUUACAGGAGAUGAGCUUCUCUCUGAUUCCUUUCCUUACAAGGAAAUCGAGAACGGCAUGUUAUGGGAAGUUGAAGGAAAGUGGGUUGUGAAAGGAGCUAUGGAUUUUGAUAUUGGUGCGAAUCCAUCGGCUGAAGAAGGCGGUGAAGAUGAAGGAGUAGAUGAUCAAGCUGUGAAGGUUGUUGACAUCAUAGAUACGUUUAGGCUUCAGGAGCAACCAUCGUUUGACAAGAAACAAUUUGUGAUGUUCAUGAAAAGAUACAUAAAGCAACUAAGCCCUAAGUUGGACUCGGAAAAGCAAGAGCUGUUCAAGAAACAUAUUGAGAGUGCCACCAAAUUUUUGAUGUCAAAGCUCAAAGACUUCCAAUUCUUUGUGGGAGAAAGCAUGGAAGGAGAAGAAGGGAGCUUAGUGUUUGCUUACUACAGAGAAGGAGCCGCUGAUCCUACUUUCCUCUACUUAGCCUACGGCUUGAAGGAGAUCAAGUGCUGAAUGUGUUUCCUCUCUUUAUUUUCGAGGUUUUACUUUUUGUUAGUUGACGAUUUCUCGUGUCUUUUGGGUUAAUCUUGAGAGAUUUUACCAUUUUAGAGUGAAGUUUUUGUUACUUUAUGCAAUUUCUUUAAACCGAGCAUAAAGGAUUUUAGUCCUU
Arabidopsis arenosa is the source of this 755-nucleotide messenger RNA. The record is from the annotation of a GenBank genome assembly. NCBI's taxonomy places the organism in Eukaryota, Viridiplantae, Streptophyta, Magnoliopsida, Brassicales, Brassicaceae.